Molecule: messenger RNA, 177 nt
Organism: Diversispora eburnea
Lineage: Eukaryota; Fungi; Glomeromycota; Glomeromycetes; Diversisporales; Diversisporaceae
Source: the annotation of a GenBank genome assembly
AUGUUUUCAACAAUUAAAACUCAAUUAGCUUUGAAAAAGUAUCAAGCUGAAAUGUCAACAUCAUCCACAUAUGAAGAACUUUGGGAAAAAUCAAUUCUUCACGGUUUAAUAGGUUUAGGGUUAUUGUUAAUUGUUUAUGUAGCUCUUGAACCUCAAAUCGAAAGUGAUUAUUCUUAA